Drosophila suzukii is the source of this 286-nucleotide messenger RNA. RefSeq lists its product as uncharacterized. Lineage: Eukaryota; Metazoa; Arthropoda; Insecta; Diptera; Drosophilidae. The record is from RefSeq and is a predicted model, not a curated record.
CAAAACCGAUCAACACAUCCACUGUUUCCGACAAGAUGAACGUACUCCAAGGCUUUGUGCUUUUCUUCCUGGGGCUGGUUCUCAGCGGUGUGGAUGCACAGGUCGCCACCCGAUCCCCACAAGAAAUGGCAUGGGACAAGGCCUGCGGUCCAGGGCGCUACUUCAGUAGGGUCCAAAACGUUUGCUGGCCCGUGCCCGGAUAGGCAUAAAGAAAUGCAGAAUAAAUAUAUCAAAUAUUUAUAACUGAUAAGCUGAAAUGCCCAAAUAAAUUGGAGUAAAGCAAUAA